Dermacentor silvarum is the source of this 1557-nucleotide messenger RNA. Its product is annotated as cleavage and polyadenylation specificity factor subunit 6-like. The transcript has 2 exons. The coding region runs from base 100 to 1557 and encodes 485 amino acids. NCBI's taxonomy places the organism in Eukaryota, Metazoa, Arthropoda, Arachnida, Ixodida, Ixodidae. Gene Ontology annotation, molecular function: RNA binding. Gene Ontology annotation, cellular component: mRNA cleavage and polyadenylation specificity factor complex. The record is from RefSeq and is a predicted model, not a curated record.
GCCCAGCAAAGGUCAGUGGCCUCGGUAGACCCCCGCAGGGUUUGCCUCUGACUCCUGCCCGACGCGGGUUCCGACCGAGCCGUUCUACGUUCCAAAAUCAUGGCCGCUCCUGGUGGGUCUCCCCGGCCUCCGCCCCCGGGCUUUCCCCCGGGCCCGCCGGGGUUGCCACCGGGCGGCUCCCCCGGCGCGCGGCCCGGUUUCCCGCUGCGGCCUACUGGACUGACGCCUCCCGGUGGCUCGCCUGGCCGGGGUCUACUACCGCCCGGUGGCUCGCCUGGCCGGGGUCUUCCGCCCGGUGGCUCGCCUGGCCGAGGUCUUCCGCCCGGAGGAUCGCCUGGCCGGGGUUUUCCGCCCGGUGGCUCGCCUGGAAGGGGUCUGCCGCCUGGUGGUUCGCCCCUGCGACCCGGCUUCCCGCCAGGCCCACCGACUGGUCUCACGCCUCCACGUCCGCCGGGCUUCCCUCCGCCGCCCCCGCCGCCCCCACCGGGGCCUGAGGAAGGAGCGCCGCCACCGCCCGAGGGUGCCGCGCUACCGCCGCCACCGCCGCCACCGCCGGCGGCGCCCGCUGCACCACCACCCCCGCCACCACCACCAGCCGGGACCGCCGACCCCGACCGAGAAGCGCUCGUUAAGAAAUCCAAAGAGGAGCUGCAGCAGCUCAUCGUCAAAAAGCUCGAGGCUUGGGACAAACUGGCGCUGUCCAAGGAGAACGAGGAACGCAUCGAUGCUUUGCGUAAGCUCAUAACCAUUAACAAAGACGAAGUCGAACUUGCGGGCAAGGUAGGUCCGAAGGACAAGCUCAUUGAGAUGAUGGAUACAAGACUAAAGCUGGCAAAAGACACUAUAGAUGAGAUCAAUGCCGAGAUAAAGAAAGAAACUGCCGAUAGGCUUAAGACCCUUGACAAAUGGGAGAAAGGCGCCAUUCAAGACAUCAAGAAACUUAACCGAAUGGAAUCUGAGCUGGCGAUGCGUUUGUCGAAAAGAGGACGGCGCCUUGAUCCUAGAUCAUCAAUGGGCCAGAUAGACGAUACGGAAGGAGACAUGGAUGACAUGGAGAGAGGCUGGGACCGUGGACGCGAGAGGGACAUGGAUCGGAGUGGAGAUCGGUAUCGUGACCGAGACCGCGAUCGAGAUCGUGACAGAGACCGUGACAGAGACCGUGACAGAGACCGCGACAGAGACCGCGACAAAGACCGCGACAGAGACCGCGACAGAGACCGCGACAGAGACAGUGACAGGGACCAUGACAGGGACCGUGACAGGGACCGUGACAGGGACCGCGACAGGGACCGCGGGGACCGCGACCGUGAUAGGGACCGUGACAGGGACCGCGGGGACCGCGACCGUGACAGGAACCGCGGGGACCGUGACAGAGAUCGUGACAGGGACCGUGACAGAGAUCGUGACAGAGACCGCGAGAAGUCACGGGACCGUGGAAGAGAUGGUGAUAGGAGACGCCAGAGCGACGCGGACCGAGAAAAGGGGAAAGACAAGGACAAGGAGAAAGACAAGGACAAGGAGAAAGACACGGACAAAGACAAGGAGUGCAACGAGUGA